Molecule: messenger RNA, 492 nt
Organism: Trichomonas vaginalis G3
Lineage: Eukaryota; Parabasalia; Trichomonadida; Trichomonadidae
Product: acetylation-dependent protein binding
Exons: 1
Coding region: 1-492 (163 amino acids)
Molecular function (GO): protein binding
Source: RefSeq, a predicted model, not a curated record
AUGAAAAAUUUUCAACACGAAUGGUGUGCCAAAAUACUUGAAAAACUCGAUAAAAAACCAACAUCCGGACCAUUUAAAAAUCCAGUUCCUCUUGAUAAUAAUCCAAGAUAUAAUGAAAUCGUUAAAUUUCCAAUGAAUUUAGAGCAAGUUAAGCUUAGCCUUCAAAACGAUAAAUACCAUAAAAUUAUGGAAUUUGCUGCAGAUGUUAGAUUAAUAUGGUACAAUGCUAUGUGCUAUUAUCCUCAAGAUGAUCCAAAAUACAUUAUAGCUAUGGAUUUAUCAAAAUGGUUUGAAAACAAAUUGCAAAACUAUCCACAAAAUGUCAACGAGCGAUGGAUGAUGAAAUUUAAAAAACUGCAUGCGAGAAUCAAGAAUUUACUUAACAAUCCAAUUCCAUCAAUGCCAUCAAUUGAUUAUCAACCACCCGAAAUUCCACAGAAGAAGGAUUCUACUGAAAAAACCGAAGAAACUCCAAAAGAACCAGCCAAAUAA